AUGUCUUUCCCACAAUUACUAGUUGGCAAAGUUGCCGCCAUCACUGGUGGCCUCACAGGUAUUGGAAGGGCGAUCGCACUCGAUUACAUCCGCCAUGGAGCUAAAGUCUCCAUAAGCCACCUCGGCGGCGCAAAGGAAGACGCGCUGCUCGAAGCACUGCGUAAAGACGUGAACGAGAUUGAAACCGAAGCUGCGAACACCCGGUUCCUCACGGUAUCUGGCGACAUUUCACAGCCAGAAACGGGGAAGAACUUCGUCGCAAAGACUGUCGAGGCAUUUGGUCGACUGGAUGUGUUUGUGAGCAACGCAGGCGUAUGCCAGUUUGCCGAGUUCUUAGAAAUCGAACCCUCCCUCUUAGACCACACAAUCUCGACAAAUCUCUCAGGUGCAUUCUACGCCACUCAAGCUGCAGCCCGUCAAAUGGCAUUAACUCAGUCGCCAUCGGGUGGCUCCAUCAUUGGCGUAAGCUCCAUCUCCGCUCUGGUCGGCGGCGCCCAACAGUCACAUUACACGCCCACCAAGGCCGGUGUAUUGAGUCUCAUGCAGUCAUGUGCGUGUGCACUCGGCAAGUAUGGUAUUCGGUGUAAUGCGCUACUGCCAGGAACUAUCCGGACGCAGCUUAAUGAGGAGGAUAUGAAGGACCCUGUUAAGCGGAGUUAUAUGGAGGGUCGAAUUCCGCUGGGCAGACUGGGUCAACCGCGGGAUUUGGCUGGGCCAGCUGUUUUCUUAGCUUGUGAGGAAUUGAGUGGUUACGUGACUGGUGCGCAGCUACUGGUUGAUGGUGGGUUGUUCGUUAACCUGCAAUAA
This is a messenger RNA of Penicillium coprophilum, 807 nucleotides long. RefSeq names its product SDR family NAD(P)-dependent oxidoreductase. Lineage: Eukaryota; Fungi; Ascomycota; Eurotiomycetes; Eurotiales; Aspergillaceae. The record is from RefSeq and is a predicted model, not a curated record. The transcript has 3 exons. Gene Ontology annotation, molecular function: oxidoreductase activity, acting on the CH-OH group of donors, NAD or NADP as acceptor. The coding region runs from base 1 to 807 and encodes 268 amino acids.